AGGCCUUCAAUGCAGCAAUCAAAAGCCGCUGGGAGGGCCAAAGGUGAACCACAGUACUUCAAGAGGCUGGGUGAACGACACACAAACUGCUUGUUAUCUAUCUGCAAGAUCCACACGAACUAUUCAGCCAGCAGCAACAAGUGAAUGUCAUUGAGAUGCCUUAUGGGAAGGAAGUCCUGCUGGAUUCCUCGAUGGGUGAAGAGUGGAUGAAAUCUCACCAAGCAGCCAAAGGGACUGUGAAGAUUAACCAGUGCAGUACCCAUCCCUGCAGGUACCUAUGGGCAUUGAUACCCACUGUGAUUCUUCUCCUCAUUCUACCCGGCUUCUGGCACAGAGGGUGGACAGUCCGGCAAUUGGCCAACAGGCAGGCAGAGAGUCCAGAGAUGGGGGUGCGCCAUGUGCUAUCUCGGAAUGGCCAGGGGGAUGGACUGACAGGUCCAGACAGCUGCUCCUCAAUCCCAGAAUGGCACAGGUUCGACUGUUACCCUGAAAGAGAGAGAGUGGCCACCCGGGAUUUGUGUGAGCGGCGUGCCUGCUGUUUUAUCCAGCCUCCCCUGAAUCUGGUCGGGGUGCCAUGGUGCUUCUACCCGCCGAACUUUCCCAGUUACACCCUGAGAAACCGAACACCCACAGAGCUGGGCGAGGCGGGAGAACUGACCCGAAGGAAUAAAACCUACUACCCCAGGGAUGUUUGGAAGCUCCAACUGAAUGUAAUGUUUGAGACCGACAACAGACUUCACGUUAAGAUAAAUGAUUCCUCAAAUCCACGAUAUGAGGUUCCCAUUGAGGUUCCCAAGACAGUGCAGAGAGCCAAGAAUCCAGUGUACACCGUGGAAUAUUCCGAGGAUCCAUUCGGAAUAAUCGUGAAGAGGACUUCCACCGGGACAGUGCUGUUGAACACGACAGUGGCUCCUCUCUUCUUCGCUGACCAGUUCCUGCAGGUGUCGACCUGGCUGCCUUCAGCUUACCUCUACGGCCUUGGGGAACACCGGGCCAGUUUCUUGCAAAGCGUCCAGUGGAACACUCUGACCUUCUGGGCUCGUGACAGCGUGCCUCGGGAAUUUGUUAACCUCUAUGGGGUCCACCCCUUUUACCUGUCGCUGGAGCCAGAUGGAAUGUCGCAUGGUGUUUUCCUCCUCAACAGCAAUGCGAUGGAUGUGGUCCUCCAGCCUGCUCCUGCCCUGACCUGGAGAACCAUUGGAGGGGUUCUUGAUUUCUACAUAUUCAUGGGACCGGACCCCAAUUCAGUCAUCCAACAGUACCUAGAAGUCAUCGGUUUGCCGGCGAUGGUGCCCGCUUGGGGCCUUGGAUUCCAUCUCUGCCGCUGGGGAUAUGGGUCAAGUAAUGCCACUUGGGAAGUGGUGAAGGAGAUGAGAAAAGCUGGCAUGCCCCAGGAUGCUCAGUGGAAUGAUAUUGAUUACAUGAUCGACUAUCGGGAUUUCACCUUUGACCCCCAGAGGUUUGCCAGCCUCUCUCAGAUGGUUGCAGAUCUGCAUUCCCAUGGACAGCAAUAUGUUAUGAUUGUGGACCCAGCAAUCAGCAGUGUUCAACCACAAGGCUCUUACUGGCCAUAUGAUGAAGGCCUGAAACGUGGAGUUUUCAUCAACAACGUGUCUGGAAGUCCUCUUAUCGGGAAGGUUUGGCCUGGACUGACAGCAUUCCCUGACUUCACAAAUCCCAACACACAUCAAUGGUGGUUCGAGAACUUACUGAGGUUCUACAAAGCCGUGCCCUUUGAUGGGCUUUGGAUUGAUAUGAAUGAGCCCUCGAACUUUGUGGAUGGAUCUCAGAGUGGUUGCCCUUCAAAUGAGUUUGAAAAUCCUCCAUACCUCCCAGGUGUGCUGGGUGGCAUUUUACGCAGUCAAACCAUUUGUGCCUCAGCAAAGCAGCAUGCAUCAACACAUUAUAAUGUGCACAGUUUGUAUGGGCUGAUGGAGGCCAAAGCCUCUGCAAGUGCUUUGGUUAAAAUCCGUAAGAAGCGCCCAUUUGUAAUUUCCCGAUCAACAUUCCCAAGUCAAGGCAGGUACUCUGGACACUGGCUGGGAGACAAUGAGAGUAAAUGGAAGGACAUGUACUUUUCUAUUGCAGGCAUCCUGAACUUCAAUAUGUUUGGAAUUCCUCUUGUGGGAGCGGAUAUUUGUGGAUUUAGGGGAAGUGCCACAGAGGAAUUGUGUAUCCGAUGGAUGCAGCUUGGUGCCUUCUACCCAUUCUCUCGAAACCACAAUACUGAGAAGGAGAAGGCUCAGGACCCUGUGGCUUUCAGUGAAUCUGCUCAGGAAGCAAUGAAACGCGUUCUCCUUAUCCGCUACUCUUUGCUCCCGUACCUCUAUACGCUGUUCCAUCGCUCACAUGGUUUCGGAGAAACAGUUGCCAGAGCGAUUCUCUAUGAGUUUCCUGAAGAUAGAAACACUUACUCCAUCGAUAGACAGUUUCUGUGGGGCAGCAGCCUCCUCAUUAGCCCGGUGCUAGAGCCAGGGGCUGUGUCUGUGACCGCAUACUUCCCCAAAGGGAUUUGGUACGACUUUUACACGGGCUCAGCCUUCAAUAGCACGGGAGAAUAUGUCAAACUUUCUGCUCCUUUGGACACCAUCAACCUGCAUCUUCGAGAGGGAGCGAUCAUCCCCACACAGGAACCUGCCACAACCACCUGGGUAAGUAGUGGAAACCCUCUUCACCUGUUUGUGGCUUUGUCCCAGAAUGCAUCGGCAAAGGGCUGCCUCUUUUGGGACGAUGGAGAGAGCCUGAAUACUUACGAGAGGAACGAUUACACUUACGUUGAAUUCUCUGUGGACAAGAACCAACUGAUAUCCAAAGUGGUACAUGUGAACAUUGAGGCCACUUACAUCAAAGUGAACACCUUAAGCAUGUACGGGGUCAAGUUCCGACCGUUGAAGGUUAUCGUAAAUCAGCGGCCUGUUUCAUUUUCCUACUCUUCAAACCAGGUUCUGACUAUCAAUAAUCUCCAUCUCCCCCUCGAUAAAGGGUUUCACAUCUCGUGGUCAUAACGCCUGCAAUCAAACUUCAAAGUGAGGAUUCAUCUUGCUGUGGAGAGCAGACCCUAGCUUGUCACUUGUCUGAAUCAAUACAGAACCACCUUCUGGAAAUACACAGCAGGCCAGUUGACAUCUGAGGACAGAAAAAUGGGUGUGCUUUUAAGGUCUGAAUUUUCCUUGAGGCCCAUUCUUCCAGAGCAGCUCUCCCCAAACACACUAAUGAACAAAUUUGCAUUUAUAUAGCAUCUUUCAUCAACUCAGGACGUCCUAAAGUGCUUUUCAGCCAGUGAAUCUUAAAAACCUAUUUUUAAUAUUUACACGUUGUCUGGUCUACUGUGUCUUUCGAGAAUCUGCAGUUUUUAUUUCAGAUUUCCCUUCUUUGUAGUUUAGCCUGUUUUUUAGCCUUACCUUGUUAUUCCCCUUUCCCACCAACUCAGUGUUCUAUUUAAAUCUAUGCUGCUUGGCAGAGCUGGUAUUUUGCUGACUAUGGUGUUAAUGUGUAAAAUGAGGCCUUCAGGCAGAUGCUGCUUUACUGCAAGUGAGGAUAAAUCAAAUCAGUUCAUCCCUUGUCCUUACCUAUGCUCACUUCCUGGCAAAAAACUCGACUAUUGUAAACACUGGAUCAGAUGGGGAAGAAAAUCUCCAUGGUGUAUUUUUUUUUAAAAAGAUGUGAAAUAAAAGAAUAAAGUGAAUACAAUAAAUCAUU
Messenger RNA from Carcharodon carcharias (great white shark), 3699 nucleotides. It is a transcript of the gene gaa2, whose product is annotated as alpha glucosidase 2. Lineage: Eukaryota; Metazoa; Chordata; Chondrichthyes; Lamniformes; Lamnidae. The record is from RefSeq and is a predicted model, not a curated record. The coding region runs from base 156 to 3005 and encodes 949 amino acids. The transcript is spliced from 20 exons. Gene Ontology annotation, molecular function: carbohydrate binding; alpha-1,4-glucosidase activity. Gene Ontology annotation, biological process: carbohydrate metabolic process.